Messenger RNA from Trichoderma virens Gv29-8, 339 nucleotides. RefSeq lists its product as uncharacterized. NCBI's taxonomy places the organism in Eukaryota, Fungi, Ascomycota, Sordariomycetes, Hypocreales, Hypocreaceae. Bases 1 to 339 code for a protein of 112 amino acids. The record is from RefSeq and is a predicted model, not a curated record. The transcript has 4 exons.
AUGGCAAGCAAAAUACCCGCGUCAGCUGGGCCUCCUAGUGGUAACAAAGCCAAUGUCGAUGGCGGCUUUAAUCCCCAAGCAACUUCCAGGAUCAAAUGGAAUGUCAGGGGAGGGGGUGAUCGCACGAAUACCUGGGAAAUUGGUCACACCCACCAGCUGCAGGGCCAACCAAAUAUCCAGGGCGUCGAAAUUACACAGUCACCUCGUGUUGUCUUAUAUUGCUGGGCGAGCAAUAACGGGUCUGGUCCGGUAGCUCUUACUGUUCUGGGGCCGACGACUAGUCAGGUCAAGAACGACGCUGUUCGUAUUGGGUCGUUCCGCCUUCAGUUACGUGCAUGA